AUGCAAAAUAAAGAUGUGUUCGUGGUUACAAUCAAACAAUUAAUUGACUGGAUGAAGCAUCCUUUGCCAAUGACACAGAUUCAUAAGAGUGAGGCUCUUCGAUGUCCUACGUCUGUCCAGUUCAGUCAAUCGCCGGGUGGAAGUAGAUCAAGCAGCUGUACGAGACCCAAUAAAUGCAUGUAUCGAACGCCUACGUUGAACAGCCAAGAGCAUCAAUUCCUCACAUGCUCCCCUUGUCCAGAAUACUAUCCUUGGUUAGAGAAUCCAAUCGGCACACCUUCACUCAUGGAUUGA
This is a messenger RNA of Auanema sp. JU1783, 294 nucleotides long. Lineage: Eukaryota; Metazoa; Nematoda; Chromadorea; Rhabditida; Rhabditidae. The record is from the annotation of a GenBank genome assembly.